GCCUCCCCCAAUAUCAAGCGAUAGUGUGUAAACUUGUUAGAGAGAGAAACUAGAGAGAGAAAGAAAAAAAUUAGGUUUUCUAUGCAUUUUCCUGCGCCGACGAAGAAGAUACCGGGAAAGUUUGAGGUAUUUUGAACUUUUAACGCUGUUUAGUUUCGACGUUUUGGCUCUCGGAUAUCGUUUUUGGUGGUCCUGUAGUUUUUCUGAAAAUUUGUAUUUAUAUGAGUUGUGGUUCUGAUUGAUGGACGAGAUUUGGGAAAGAGCGGUGGAGACGGCGUUAGACGGCGAGAGAAACUUUGGUUCUGUGAGAACCCUAACGUUGGACGGAGCGGUGAAGUGUAUUCAUGGUAAGUUGGCUCCUCCGUCGAUUUUCGAAAGGUUUCAGAAUCUAGAGCACCUUUCGAUUGCAAACACCGGUGUUACAUCGCUUGAACAGUUUCCUAGGCUUCAGAAUCUACAGAAGUUGAAUUUAUCGGACAAUAGAAUUGCUGGAGGGCUUGAGUUCCUUGUAGAGGCUGGUUUAAAUUCUCUUAGGGACCUUGAUUUGUCUAAUAACCGGAUUCAGGAUAUCGAUGAUCUUCGGCCUUUCGCUGAACUCAGGCUUGUCUCGCUUGAUCUCUAUGAAUGUCCCGUGACGAGGGUUAAGGAUUAUCGAUCUAGGGUUUUUGGUUUGAUUAGGUCGUUGAAGUAUUUGGAUAAGAUGGAUGCAGAGGGUAAUGAGAGGCCUGAAUCGGAUGAUGAGGAGGAAGAUGAAGAGGAGGAUGAAGAGGAUGAUCCAGGGAGCGGGGAAGUUGAUGGAGAGGAUCGUCCGUUCAGGAUGACGAAUGGACAUAGGGUUGAGAGUGAAGGGGUCGUAGAUGUGGAUGAAGAAGAGAGUGAUGCUGAUGAGGAGGAGACAGAGAUAACUAGAGUGACUAAUGGGUCAAAAGGGGAUGGUUCCAGUCACUCAAACGGUUUUAGAGUAGAGGCAGCUUCUGAUGGAGAGGAGGAUGAUGACGACGAGGAUGAUGAAGAUGAGGACUUUGUGGAGGAGAUAGAUGAAGAGGGAGAUGAAGAUGAUGUUGUGGAGGUUCAUGAGAUAGAAGACAGUGAUGAGGAUGAAGAUGGUGUGGAGGAUGAUGAUGAUGACGACGAUGACGAUGAGGAUGAAGAGGAAGUUGAUAACGAUGAUGGGGAUUUUGCUGAGCCCGAAAGUACUGGGAGGUUGAAUAGCACAGAAGGAGAGAUUGAUGGGCAUGAACAUGGGGAAGAUGAUGCAGAUGAGGAUGAUGAUGGGGAGACAGGGGAGGAAGAGCUAGGUGUUGACGAGGAUGGAGAUUUUGAAGAUGAUGAGGAUGCUGAAGAUGAGGAAGAAGAUAAUGGGAAUGGCUACCUUGUUCAACCAGUUGGUCAGGUUGUAGUAGAUGAUACCGAAGGCAGUGAUGUGGAGGCAGUAAUUGGGGAUGAAGAUGCGGAUUUGGAGGAAGAUGUUGAUGAUGAAGAGGAUGAUGAUGGUGAAGUUCAGGAGCAGCCACCAUCGUCCUCUCAGAAGAGGAAGAGAGAUGAUGAGGAUGAUGAUGGCGGGGACGACAAAGACGACGAAGAAGAAGAGUAUUCAAAGUCAUCCAAGCACCGUUAGAAGCAAUAUCUGAAAGUGAUGAUGGUGGUAGUUGACUUUUGAGCAUGUCUUUGUUGGAUAGCAACAGAUGUUUUGGUGGGAAAUUCAGGUGUAGGAUGAUGGAUGAUAUAGAAAUGUUCAAAAGGUGGUUAGUAAAUAUUGGCGGUCUUGGUUUGGGUGCAGUAGCCGUUGCUUAAUGACAGUUAUUCAUGAAGAGGGAAUCCUAGUUUGUUGGAGGGGAAUUUGAAUUUGAUGGGAAAAUCUUUGGCUAGUUCUGCUAUAGUAGUAGGUGAUAGAAACUCUUUAUUUUCUUCUUAAAUUAAAAAGGAAUGCUUUGCUGCCUUUUAAUAUGGGGGAUAGUUUGAAAUUGGCUUUGUAAAACCGCUUUGUGGAUAGUUGUCUCUGUUAAGUGUGACCGUUUAUGACUGUUGAGAUGAUGAUGAGCCUACUUUUACAUUAGAGCGAGCUAAUAUUUUUUGCAACUCGCAGGUGGUGCCAGAUGUCAGUCAGCUAAUUGUGUUUGCUCUCCAUUUCCAUGUGAGCGAGAGGAACGAUGACAUGAUAUGAUAACCCACCGGCUCAGAAUAUAUUUCUAUUUAAUAAAGAAAAAGAAAAAAGAGAAAGCAAUGGUCCCAAUCCAACAAAAAAGGAAAAAAAAUUCCCUGCUUAUUUUGUGCAACUAAAAAAAUGCUGUUUUUAACCCACUUGGCUUGAGAUGGGAUUGGUUGUGUCGUCGGAUUAAUGGGCUUGGAAGCCCAAAAUGAUGGAAGAGAAUGGGCUACAAGGAAAGGUGAAAAUGGUCAACUUGGGCUUGUAUGCGCGUGAGCUUCACGAAGCCGCAAUGGCAUUGCUGGUUGAUCGUUCUAAUGGGAUUUGAUUCCACUUUGUUUAUGUACAAUUUUUAAAGCAAAAUUACGAAGACAUGUAGCGCGUGCGCUUGGAUUUGUAUUAAUUUAUUCAAUUCAAAUGAAUGCAGACUACAUAUUCUCUC
Messenger RNA from Solanum tuberosum (potato), 2588 nucleotides. Its product is annotated as acidic leucine-rich nuclear phosphoprotein 32-related protein. Bases 242 to 1618 code for a protein of 458 amino acids. The transcript is spliced from 2 exons. Gene Ontology annotation, cellular component: nucleus. The record is from RefSeq and is a predicted model, not a curated record. Lineage: Eukaryota; Viridiplantae; Streptophyta; Magnoliopsida; Solanales; Solanaceae. Gene Ontology annotation, molecular function: histone binding.